Messenger RNA from Eutrema salsugineum, 792 nucleotides. RefSeq lists its product as uncharacterized. The record is from RefSeq and is a predicted model, not a curated record. NCBI's taxonomy places the organism in Eukaryota, Viridiplantae, Streptophyta, Magnoliopsida, Brassicales, Brassicaceae. Bases 1 to 792 code for a protein of 263 amino acids. The transcript has 2 exons.
AUGAAAUCUCAAGUGCAUAACGCGACGAGCGCCGCGCCCGAAAUCGACCGAAUGCUUGAAGAAACUCAAAGAACCCCGUUCACUGCAAGAAUCACGGAGGCCAGGAUUCCCGAGCCGGGGAAGGUGAGAAUCCCGUUCUACGAAGGAACAACCGACCCGAAAGCACACAUCACCGCGUUUCGGAUAGCAAUGAGACGAGCCUUCACAAAGAACGCCGCUAAACUCACCGAGCGCAAAGUGGAUGCCGGAUACUGCCUGCUUUCGUGGAACAUCUCAAAGGAGCCGCGCUCGAAUGGUUUUCGAGGCAGGAGCGCAAUUCGAUCGGCGGUUUUCAACAGCUCUCCGCUUUGUUCCUCAAACAAUACUCGAUGUUCAUGGACAGAGGAACGUCUGAUGCCGACCUGUGGACACUAUCCCAAGGACCGAACGACCCCGCUUCGAGAUUACAUGGCAAGGUUCAAGGCAGUCUUCCGACGAGAGAUGGCUCUCAACACGCCGCAAACGAUUCAAGACGCUUUGCACCGAUCAUCAGACUUCGUCGUGAACGAAGAGGAGAUGAAAAACUUAGACGAGCAGUAUGAAGCAACGAAAGUAGCAAUCCGAAGCUCAAUUUUGCCGCGCCCCACGAAGAAAGGCAACCCAUCAAACAAUACAACAACGUCAAGCUCGGAUGAACCUAGAAACGGAGGAGCCCAUAACUACCAGGUGGGCGUCGGACGCGGAAGAGGAGAGCCGCGCAACAACACUUGGGGGAGAAAAUCCGCCAACUACGACGAGAAGGCUUUCUGCUAG